AUGGCCCUCUGCAAGCGACCUGCCGCCGACCUCGACGGCGUCCAAGGAGGAUCAGCUACCAGCUGCUGCAAGAGGCGACGCCUCCGCAUUGGCAGCACCGCCGACUACGACAAGAUGUGCUGCCUCGGCGAGGGCAGCUUCGGCUUCGUCUUCAAGGCGCGCCACCGCGCCACGGGCAAGAUCCUCGCCAUCAAGGUACUCCGCUCUCGCGACGUGAUCAACGGGGAGCCUGCCGUCGCCGCCGCCAACGAGCUUCUGCACGAGGCCCGCUUCCUGGAGGCAGCCAGCGCCGGAAACCGGUACGUCGUCGCUUCUCACGGCCUCGUGCGCGACCUUCCGACCAAGAACCUCUGCCUCGCUAUGGAGUACGUCGGGCCAAGCCUCCACGCGUUCCUGCACCAGAGCCCGCGGCUCCCGGAGUCCACGGUCCGGUCCUUCAUGUGGCAGCUCCUGAGCGGCGCCGAGAAGAUGCACGAGCGCGGCAUCGUCCACCGCGACAUCAAGCCGGCAAACAUCCUCGUCGGGGAAGACGGAAAGAUAGUCAAGAUGUGCGAUCUUGGGCUCGCCAUGUCCCUCACGACCCAGCCGCUGUACACCGAGGCCGGCACGCUUCCCUACAUGGCGCCCGAGAUGCUGCUGGGGAAGCCGGACUACGACGCACGCGUGGACACGUGGUCGCUGGGGUGCGUCAUGGCGGAACUCAUCACCGGCGAAACUCUGUUCAAGGAAGGCCGGGACGAGACCGGGCAGCUGCUGGACAUCUUCCGCGUGCUGGGGUCGCUGGACGAGAAGACGUGGCCGGAGUUCGCAUCGCUGCCGCGGGCCGCCAUGGCGCAACUUCUGCUCCAACUCGAAGAACGGGAAGGGCGGCAGCACAAGAAGAACCUGGACGAUUUCUUCUCCGAAGAGAUGCUGUCCGAUGAAGGUUUCCAGGUCUUGGAAGGGCUUCUCACAUGCAACCCCGACAAGAGGCUCACGGCAGCCGCGGCGCUCAAGCUCCCAUGGUUCGCUAACUAAAUUGAUGCAACAUCUCCUGUUACUAGCAUAGUCAAAACAUGAGCAGCCUGCUUAAGCCAGAUAGAUGAUCAAUUGGCCAUGGCUGUACUUGGCCAGUGUACACGCCACCAUUCUAGCCUGAAAACGCACGGAGGUUCUGCUACAA
This is a messenger RNA of Brachypodium distachyon (stiff brome), 1162 nucleotides long. Its product is annotated as putative cyclin-dependent kinase F-2. The transcript is spliced from 2 exons. Lineage: Eukaryota; Viridiplantae; Streptophyta; Magnoliopsida; Poales; Poaceae. Gene Ontology annotation, cellular component: nucleus. Gene Ontology annotation, molecular function: ATP binding; cyclin-dependent protein serine/threonine kinase activity. Gene Ontology annotation, biological process: protein phosphorylation; regulation of mitotic cell cycle. The record is from RefSeq and is a predicted model, not a curated record.